Molecule: messenger RNA, 5021 nt
Organism: Apus apus (common swift)
Lineage: Eukaryota; Metazoa; Chordata; Aves; Apodiformes; Apodidae
Gene: SLC34A2
Product: solute carrier family 34 member 2
Exons: 13
Coding region: 51-2078 (675 amino acids)
Biological process (GO): intracellular phosphate ion homeostasis; sodium-dependent phosphate transport
Cellular component (GO): apical plasma membrane; brush border; vesicle
Molecular function (GO): sodium:phosphate symporter activity
Source: RefSeq, a predicted model, not a curated record
CAGCUGAUCUGUUUGCUCUGUUGUCUGGGGAGAAAGAAGUGUCAUAGAUCAUGGCUCCUUGGCCUGAAGUGGAAAAGCCUGAAACCAAUAACUAUAUUGGGGACCCUUCCAAACAAAACCAAAACAUGGCUGGGAAAGAAGGAGAAAAUCAUAAAGGCAACAUGGCUUCACUUGGAAAUAAGGGGGAAAUUCAACCUGCAUUUUCCACAAUAGCCUUGAUAGAUGAGACAAGGCCAGAAGAAGAGGACCCAUGGGCUCUGCCAGAACUGCAGGACACAGGAGUCAAGUGGUCAGAACUGGAUACAAAAGGAAAAAUCAUCCGUGUCCUCUACGGAAUAGGGAAGUUUAUUAUGCUACUUGGAUUACUCUACAUGUUUGUGUGUUCACUGGAUGUACUGAGCUCUGCCUUUCAACUGGUAGGAGGCAAAGCAGCAGGGGACAUUUUUCAAGAUGAUUCAGUGCUGUCUAAUCCUGUUGCGGGAUUGGUGAUUGGGGUCCUGGUGACUGUUAUGGUCCAGAGCUCCAGCACUUCUUCAUCCAUUGUGGUCAGCAUGGUGUCCUCCACAUUGCUGUCUGUUCAAUCAGCCAUUCCUAUCAUAAUGGGGGCAAAUAUUGGCACUUCAGUUACAAACACUAUUGUGGCACUCAUGCAAGCUGGGGACAGGAAUGAAUUUAGAAGGGCCUUUGCUGGGGCAACAAUCCAUGAUUUUUUUAACUGGCUUGCUGUGUUUGCACUGCUGCCCAUUGAAGUUAUUACUGGCUAUCUUUACCAUCUCACCAAUGUUAUAGUUGAAUCCUUUCAUCUUGAAAGUGGUGAUGAUGCCCCUGAGCUACUAAAAGUUAUUACAGACCCCUUUACAAAGCUCAUAAUUGAGCUUGAUAAAUCAGUAAUUAAUGCAAUUGCUACAAAUGAUGAAUCAGCAAAAAACAAAAGCCUGGUAAAGAUUUGGUGUGUGACUGAAACCAAUGUGACGCUGCAGAAUGUCACAAUUCCACCUUCAGAAAACUGCACAUCUCCUGAAUUUUGCUGGACUGAAGGAAACGUGACAUGGACCCUCAAGAAUAUAACUGAAACAGAAUAUAUCAGUAAAUGCCAGCAUCUCUUUGCAGAAUCAGAUCUGCCUGAUCUUGCCAUUGGUCUCAUCCUUCUGGCUUUGUCCCUGCUUGUUCUGUGCUCUUGUUUGGUGAUGAUAGUUAAGCUAUUAAACUCUGUGCUUAAAGGACAAGUGGCGAGUGUUAUCAAGAAGACAAUCAACACUGAUUUCCCUUUUCCUUUUACUUGGCUAGCUGGAUACCUGGCUAUGCUUGCAGGGGCUGGUAUGACCUUUGUCGUCCAAAGUAGUUCUGUUUUCACCUCUGCUAUUACACCCCUUGUCGGAAUUGGUGUUAUAAGCAUUGAGCGCUCUUACCCUCUCACCUUAGGAGCUAACAUUGGCACAACCACAACAGCUAUACUUGCAGCUUUAGCAAGUCCAGGGACCACAUUAAAGUAUUCAUUACAGAUUGCCUUGUGCCACUUUUUCUUCAAUGUCUCUGGGAUUAUCCUGUUUUACCCGAUACCUUAUACACGGCUCCCAAUCCGCAUGUGCAAGACCUUGGGAAACGUAACAGCCAAGUAUAGAUGGUUUGCUAUAUUUUACCUUCUCGUCUGCUUCUUCCUUUUGCCUUUGUUUGUAUUUGGUCUGUCACUGGCAGGCUGGCCAGUCCUUUUGGGUGUUUGCCUUCCCCUGUUUGCUCUUUUUAUUGCUGUGAUUGUCAUUAAUGUUAUGCAGAAAAGGCGACCACAUUCACUGCCCGAGAAGCUCCAAAAUUGGGAUUUUCUACCUGUCUGGAUGUACUCCCUGGAGUACUGGGACAAUAUAAUUAUGUCUUCGCUCGCCUUUUGUGGGAAACACUGCUGUGGCUUCUGCAAGUGCUGCAAAGUCAGGGCCGAACAGGAGGGUGCCAAAGACAGCCAGCUAAAAACUACAGAGGUUUAUGAAAACACCAUUGCAAUGGCUGAUGAAGAAAGAGGUGGAAGAAGGGCACCAGUUGCAGCUUGUGUUGAAAAAACAGGCACAAACAACACAGCCUUAUAGUAGUGGAUCAACCCAUAUUAUCAGAGAUACAGCAUAGGACAGUCAGGCUCUUGAAAACCACCUUGGACAAUGCACUGAGGACAGAGUGAAUAUUUUGUUAGGUUCCUGCAGCCAGUGAUAUAUCACUCAUCAAGGAAUGGAGUCAAACAAGCUUGACAGAGUCCCUAGAAUAUCUAUGAUCAGUUGAAAAGCUAAUGAUAGAUUUGCUUACAGAGGAUCUGCUGUGUGGCACCUUCAUCUAAUGCUAUCAGUAGCAAACAAGAAAUCCUGAUGUAGAGAGGGAUGAAAGGAGUGAUGAUCAAUUUGAACUUAAUUUAAAAAAAGCAAUGCGCUUGUAGAACAGCCUUUCUGACCUACUGGCUUAUUCAGCAGAAGUUACUUUAUAAUGCAGAAAAUGCUCUGGAAAUGGAAAAAAAAAAAGGGGGGAAAAAAAAAAAGAGAAUCCUAAUAUAUUCAUUGGCCUAUUUUCAGUGGUCAAAAUGGAAAAUGAUAGUUUUCCCAGUAUGGACAAAAUGUAUUGUAUGUUUGUGAAGGAAAAGGAAAUGCUGGGACAGUCUUUGGAAGAUCUGGGAGUCCUACUUGGCAUACAGGUACCCAUAAGCCCAUUUUGAGCCCUCUCUGUCUCCUUUAACACUGGGGACAGGAGUUAUAAUAUUUUAUGAUCUCAAGUUAUAGGCAAUAAAAGUAAUUGCUGAUCCCACUGCCUGUUGAAGGUUAAUGGGUUUGGAGACACAGAGUGGCUGCCAAAGUGCUUGGUGGACUCAGGAUGUGGCUGUGUGGCCAUUCCUCUCUCCAGAUGGUGCUCCCCAAUUUUGAUCACCAUGUUACCACACAAUCAGAGGAAUGGGGCAGGAGGGAGGACAAGUGGCCAGUGUAGGGGAGGAGACAGCCACCCAAGCCUGGGUUUACUCUAGGAGAUGGGUGUGUAAUUGUGGCUCUGUUUGCCGAGCCACUAAAUGACCUUUCAGAGUAGCAGUGGAGACAGGCUUUAGAGCUGCAAAAGAGGGAACCUGGAGAGCAGCUUAUGGCUAGCAUGGGACAUAUGGUAACAUUUGCUAGAGAGAAAGGAGCAUUCAUGCUGCAUCAUCACUUCUUGCUGUGAACUGCCCUCCUUGGAAAGAAUGUUAAUUUUAGUGGCAAUUGUAUGUAGCAAUCCAAAUCCCAAAUUAAAUCUAUAUGUAGUGUAGGCACUACCAUGUGUAGUCAAUCCAUAGGCAGCGAAGCAGUUGGUGGGAAGCUGCUUGUGCUCAAAUCUUACCAUUACUGUUGUUUCUGUAAAUGCUCAUGAGGCUGCUCUGAAUCAUGGGCUGACAAAAGGCUUAACUUCAAUGCCAGAAAAGGAGCAUUUCAAAGACACACUGAGUACUUCUGCUGGCCUUCAGUAGCUUAGAUGUUGGUGAGUAGGGGAUAAAUACCUGAAGUCCAACCACAAACAUUGAAAAAACCCAAACAGGUGGCUGAAUGUAGGCCAAGUGUCAUUUAAAGCCAGUUAAUAUGGCUGAGUUGUAGAUUAAAUUUGUAAUGGAAAUGUUGGGAAGUCCCUUAGUUUAACAUAGCCACUCAGUGCUGCUAGAACACGUCUACUUCUGAAGAGUUGUUUGUUUUCUGCAGAGCUCUGGAUAUCAGUAGAUUGAAUUUGGCUAUCGGGUAAAUAUGUACAUUUUAGAACUGAAAAUUCUUUUUAUUCACCUUUUUGAACUGAUAUUUAAACUGGUAAACUAUGUUGCUGAAAAUGAGUUUGCAAAUUUCAUUCAUAUUGCAAUUCAAACUAUUUCUGUAAUUGUGAACCAGAGACAGAAUGCUUAGAAUCAGAGUGAAUUUCCAAAAGCAAGUAGUUUUGGUAUAGUUCUGCUCUUUUUGGGUUUAGUAGCAGAGAGCAGAAUUAUGUCAAACUACUAUUUAAAAAUUAUUUUCUGUGUUCUUCAUAUAGUUGAAACAGAUUUUUUUUUUUCAGCAUCUCAUUUUCAAGGUGGAAUUUUGAUAUCUUCAAUAAUAAUUCUUUGGUUUAUUUUCACAGUUCUGGAUGCUUUCAGAAUGUGUUUAUUUAAAGUCCAGUGGGCAUUUCCCAUGCUCUGUUUCUUUGAGAAAAAUAUCCAAGAUUAUUUUUGAGUUAUCUCAAGUUUCCAUUGACCACCCAUUGAAACAGGAAACAUUUUAAUCUCCUUUUACUCUUUUCUUAAACAAUGUGCACCUUAUUUUGCAUCUCUAGGUAAAACCACCAAGCACAUUGAUUAUAACAGUGAGAAAGCAGUUCUUGCAAAAGAAUUGGGGUAAUAAUUAAUAGUGAGGCAUAUCAGUACUUUAUGGUUCCUCAUUGUAACAUUUCCCCUGUGAUAUAUUCUGUUUUUACUCCCCUCACUCCUUGCCCCAGGCCAUAUUGUGCCAUUGUUUUUGGCAGAUUCUGACAAAGAUUUCUGUUUAAUUCUUGACAGCACAACAUGUUCCUGGCUUAUUUCCCUCCCUACUCUUACCAAAAGAUACAUAUGCUUUAUUUAUAAUUAUUUGAGUGUACAGAAUUUUUCGUAAGUUAUACAGACCAAUGCUGUUGAUUGUGUUAUAUAUUGCAUAUUUGCAAACUAUGCAAUGUUUAUCUAUAAAAAUGUAAAAAGGAACUACUGUAUAUUUUGUAAUAUAACUUUUCAAAUUGUUUGUAUACUGUGUAUUGUGGAGGCUGUUGGCUCCAUCAAUAGGUUACAUAAAGAUUGUCAGCAAUGCAGAGACAGAUUUCUUAAAGAUCUAAAACACCUACAUACUUUCAUAAUAUGGCUUAAUGCACAAGGAUAUCAACUCUACUUUUCUAAAAGAUGUGAAUUUUCUGUAAAUGAAGAAUUUUGGAGAUACAAGGUUUCUAAGACACUUUUUUAAACCCUUAAGCACUAUUAUCUUUUAACUGUUUUGAGGACAGUAUAUGGCUUUAUACUUUGUCAUGAAUAUUCAUCUUGU